Messenger RNA from Periconia digitata, 2506 nucleotides. The record is from the annotation of a GenBank genome assembly. NCBI's taxonomy places the organism in Eukaryota, Fungi, Ascomycota, Dothideomycetes, Pleosporales, Periconiaceae.
UCAAACAAUAGAAGCAGCUUGGAAUUGGCCCAUGAAAAGUUUGCUACUUGCUGCCUCUCUUCCUCUUCUCUUUUCCUCCACAUACCACCCACAGCCUCAUUGACCCGGCAUCAUCAUCAUCACAACACAACAACUACUACCAUCACCACAACCACAACCGCAACAGCAACAGCAACAAUGCCACCCAAGUGGGAACCAUUUGGCCCCCCGGUCAAGUUCGGAGAGAAAGAGAAGAAGAAGGAGGAAGCAAUCAAGGCGGCCAGGUUGACGUGGGACGCCGAAUUCGACAGGCGCUUCGGCGAUAGGCUGAGGGAGAUGGUGCGGGAGUCCGAGGCUCGGGCCGAGAAGGCCGAGAAGGCUGCGGAAAUAGCUCGCAGCUGCGUGCAGUCGCUCGCUGCCGCCAACAACAACGCCGCGAGGAUGGACUCGCAAUAUUACGACAAGAUCAUCGAGGACCUCCAUGCUCGCUGCGAAAAGCUUGAGAAGGACGUCAAGACAACCCAAGAGACCAACAAACAGCUCAAUAAGGCGCAGGAGGAGAGCAAGAGGGAGGCUGCUCGCGCGAGCGAGCACACCAAAAAGCUCAAGAAGGAGAACGACGACCUCAAGGCAGCGGUUGACCAGUGGCGCACCGCCUCCGACGAUUCGAAGGAGGCGACAGCAGCCGUCGAUAAGCUCCUCGACCAGGCUUACCUCGACCUCGAGGAGAAAGAGAAGGCGCGCAAGCGUGCCGCCAAAGCUCGCGACAACUUCGAAGCGCAGCACAAAGAAGCCGAGCUCAGGCUCGCAACCCUCCAGGACGAGUACAAUGCCGUCGACGCCCAAAACCAAGAGCUGAGCGCGCAGACGGAGUUCAAGGCUCUCCAGCAUGAGUUCGAAAGCCUCCAACAGGAACACGAGUCCAUGCGCGACAUUUCCAGCAGCCACGAGCACGAUCUCAUCGUCAAAGACGCCCGCAUCGCCCGCCUCGAGACCGAUCUCCAGAAUGCCCUCAAAGGAAAACUCAACGCCGAAAAAGCCGCAGCUGAAGCAGCCCCACCCACCGAGCCAGAUCAACGUACCGACAACACCGAGAAAACCCUUGACGAAGAGCUGGACGAGGUGUCCGACUCGGAGUUCGAAAACGAUGCCUUCCCCUAUGUGCAGCAGCUUGAACUCGUUCCCAUCGUCACAAUCGCAGACACUCCUCCUGUAGCUGGCAUCACACCUACCGAGCCACAGCGUGCUUCAGUCACCACGCAGACCGAUGCCGCCAUUACACAGCCAAAGCUUUCCAUCUCCACUUCCACUAUUGCAGAGAGCGCGCCUGUCCAGGCCAUCCGGCCGACUCUUUCUUUCACCACCUCUACCAUUGCAGACAGUCCUCCCGUUCAAGCCAUCCAACCUACUCUUUCUCUCACCUCCUCCACUGCUGCAGACAGCGCACCUAUCCCAGCCAUUCAGCCAGCGCUUUCCUUUGCCCCUACUAUCAGCGUCAAAAGCACGCCUAUCGAGCCAAAGAGCAUCUCCACCCAAACCACCACGCACGAGACCGCAGAGACGGCUCGACCUACUCCACCGGAGACUGCAGCAGUUGGCACCCAGACUUCUGCCGACAUUGUGCAGACCGUCACCAUUAAGACCAACCCCACUAAAAAGCUGCUGGGAUUCAACAUUUCUUCCUCAUUCAUCAUCAUCACAUUUCUCCCCAUCAUUCUCCUUCUCCUCUACGCCCUCGCUUCACAGCAAGCUGCCCUUUCCGCCAAAGACCUUGGCCUGUACGCUCAGACCCGCGGCAGCUCCGGCGCCUUUGGAAACGGACGUUACCUCUUCGGCGUUAUCCCCAUCGGCUUCGACAUUGGCCACAAUGAUUGGUCUGAGGGCUUGGCUCGCUUUGCCGCUCGUAACAUCAUGAGCUUUGAGAAUUACGUCGGCGUCUCUCCUACUCCGCUGUACUAAGGGCAUCUUCCUCCUUUCACGACCCUUGGAUGCUUCUCACCACACCUUUACUCCUUGUUCCAUCCGCUGAUAGGAUGAUCUCACUUUUACAUCAUGACGGAGUUCUUCUCUACUAUACCCCCGGAGUUCUUCUUGUUCCAUGGGUUCUUUGGGUGUUCACGGGCGUCUACUCUCUUCCUCAACUGGUCUGGCGGUUUUUUUUUUUGCUGGUUCCCGACAUUAUGCCCACUGAAGAUACCCCCUCCUACGAUUUGCCUGCUUGCUUUCUUGUUAGCUGGCUGGCUUUGUUCCAUGUUACUGUUCUUGCGUGGUUUUUGCGUGGUUUUUGCGUUUAUCUGGCCAUCUCCCUCCCUUUUGCCAAGGACCCGCUCCCCUCUCUCUCCACCUAAUCACUACUACCAUCGGGGAUGCAACUAUCUGCUUUUUUGUUUGGUUCUGCGACUGCGACUGCGACUGCUUCUGUUCUGAUCUGGCCAUCUCCCUCCCUUUUGCCAAGGACCCGCUCCCCUUUCUCUCACCACCUUGAUAGCAGACGACUAUCUUCGGGGAUGUCAUGAAUCUGCUUUCU